GCGUGGAUUGAGCGACUCUCCCUGAAUCAUGGCGGCCUCCGCUUCUACGCACCCGGGCACUGACAGACGACGCUACUGCCGAGGCCUGGAAGCAGGCCGAGAGAGACUGGAGGAUGACGGCGUUCAGACCCUCACUUCGGUUGAGCAGACAAAGGUAGAGAACAUAGUCCAAGAUGUCUUCAAUGCUUACAAGACGAAUCAUCAUGACUCUCAGUUUGUUUUGCAACGGGAAAAGCACUUCCACUAUCUGAAGAGAGGGCUGAGGCAACUGACAGAUGCUUAUGAGUGUCUGGACGCCAGCCGCCCGUGGCUGUGCUACUGGAUCCUGCACAGUCUGGAACUGCUAGAGGAGCCCAUCCCAGACUCUGUAGCUUCAGAUGUGUGCCAAUUUCUGAGUCGCUGCCAAAGCCCAAGAGGAGGCUUUGGAGGAGGACCGGGCCAGCAUCCGCAUCUUGCUCCAACAUACGCUGCUGUCAAUGCUCUCUGCAUCAUUGGCACUGAAGAGGCAUACAAUGUUAUUAACAGGGAGAAGCUUCUGGAGUAUCUGUAUUCCUUGAAGCAGCUUGAUGGCUCCUUCAUCAUGCAUAUAGGAGGGGAAGUAGAUGUCCGGAGCGCCUAUUGUGCUGCAUCAGUAGCUUCUCUUACCAACAUUAUCACACCAACACUUUUUGAAGGGACAGCAGAGUGGAUAGCAAGGUGUCAGAACUGGGAAGGUGGGAUUGGAGGAGUCCCUGGCAUGGAGGCCCAUGGUGGAUAUACUUUCUGUGGACUGGCAGCAUUGGUCAUUCUGAAAAGGGAACAUGUAUUGAAUCUGAAAAGCUUAUUACAUUGGGUUACAAGCCGUCAGAUGCGAUUCGAAGGAGGCUUUCAGGGCCGUUGUAACAAGCUGGUGGAUGGCUGCUACUCAUUCUGGCAGGCUGGCUUGCUACCUCUCCUACAUCGAGCACUACAUGCCAGAGGCGAACCUGCCCUCAGUAAGACACACUGGAUGUUUGACCAGCAAGCACUGCAGGAGUACAUCCUGCUAUGUUGCCAGUGUCCUGCAGGGGGCCUCUUGGACAAACCUGGCAAGUCACGGGACUUUUACCAUACCUGCUAUUGCUUGAGCGGCCUUUCAAUAGCACAGCACUUUGGCAGUGGGGACUUCCUCCAUGAAGUUGUGCUAGGAGUGCCAGAGAACCGCCUGCAGCCUAUACAUCCUGUAUACAAUAUCUCCCCUGACAAAGUGAUGCAAGCUGUAAUGUACUUUCUGAAGAAGCCUGUUCCGAACAGAGAGAAGACUGCUGCUGAUUAAUAGGAGCUGCUGCCCUUGCUAAAUGCUGUGAUGCAUCUUCCUACCAUUCAGCACAUGGCGCUGCAAAUUGUCUCAGCCACCAUGGAGCCCAUCUACAGAGUUAACUUUCUCGUUUUUACAAAAUUGGGCUUGACUGUAUGCGUCUUUUUUUUUGUAUGUGUGAGAGCUCUGCUAGCCAUACCAAAAACAAGCAGUGUUGAGUACCUGAUAGCAAAUUGGUUGCGUGAUGGUAUAUGGUUAGAUGUGCUGGUUGCUCACUAGCAGGAGCGGUUUUGGUUUCCAAACAAAGGAGCAUGUUAAUAUUUUUAGUGUCUGGCAAACCAGCCCUGUUGCUGCACUUGCACUAUGCUGUAUACUGGUCUGGCUGCAGAUGCCCUACUCUAGACCCCAUUUAGGCAAUACGAGUUUUGUCCAUUUUACACUCCCUGAGAUAUUUCAAGCACUAUGGGCCAGGAGGUGAGACUCCAGUUUAUAAACAAAGAGUAUUCCAAAUCAACAGAUCAGAAAUAAACAAGUUUAGACAAAGAAUAGUAGACACAUUCCUUUGUCUAUGAGCUGCUGGAGCAUACCAGGGAGCACUCCCUUUCUUAUGAUAUAAAAUUGUGCCUAGAAGCUCUGUUUUGGCACUGAUUGAAGGCAAGACUCUUGGAUAAAACUUUUCACUGCAAAUUAAUAUCCCUCCUGGGGAAAAUUGACAAUAUGUUUCUGCAUUUUAUUAAAGAUAUACUAAUUCCUUUCUUA
Molecule: messenger RNA, 2035 nt
Organism: Eublepharis macularius
Lineage: Eukaryota; Metazoa; Chordata; Lepidosauria; Squamata; Eublepharidae
Gene: FNTB
Product: farnesyltransferase, CAAX box, beta
Exons: 12
Coding region: 29-1294 (421 amino acids)
Biological process (GO): protein farnesylation
Cellular component (GO): protein farnesyltransferase complex
Molecular function (GO): protein farnesyltransferase activity
Source: RefSeq, a predicted model, not a curated record